GGCGCCGGUGAGCGCGUUUCCAUGUAUUGCUUCACACCCCAACCACCACCCAAUUGCGUUUUUGCUAACAGGUUUUUUAGCCUACUGGUAACACGUCUUUUUCCUUUUAUUGAACUUGGGCACGCAUUAUUUUUACGACCAUGGCCAAAAAGAAGUCUGGUAACAAAAAAAGUAAUAAGAAGCCAAAGGCCCAAGAGGAGCCAGACAAUCAAACACCUCCACCUGCUACGCCUGAUGUUACUAUUCCUGAACCACAAUCAGAGGAACAACAACAGCAGGAACAACAGCCUCAGGAGCCACAGCUAGCUGAAUCACAGCUGCAAGAACAACAACUACAACAACAACAACAAGCCGAACAACCAUCUGAUCAAGCAGUGGGGCAAACAACUGACCAACAACCUGAUCAACCCACAGAACAGACCUCAGAGCAACAGCCUGAGCAACCAAUAGACCAACCCUCUGAGCAAACAACAGACCAACCAUUAGACCAACCCCAAGAUCAGCCCCAAGACCAACAGGCAGAUCAACCCCUAGACCAACCCCCAGCAGAGCAAGCAGAUCAACAGCUCCCAGACCAGCAAGCGGAGCCACUGCAAGAGCAACCACUUGAGCAAGAGCUACAAGACCAACCGCCUCUUGACCAAAAGUUGCAAGAGGAACCACUCCUGGAACAACAGCUGCAAGAGGAGCCACUCCUGGAACAACAGUUGCAAGAAGAACCACCACUUGACCAAGAGCUGCAAGAGGAGCCACUCCUGGAACAACAGCUGCAAGAGGAACCACCACUUGACCAACAGCCGCAAGAUCAACAAUCUGAUCUACAGUUACAAGAGGAACAGCCAGAGCAACAGCUGCAACUACAACCAGAAGAAGCAAUCGAAGCCGAGCCCCAACAAUCAGAGGCUCCAGUAGAAGCCCCAGUGGAGCCCGAGUCACUGUCAGCACCUGAAGUUGCACCUGAAGUCGCAUCGGAAGUCGUACUAGAAGUUGCCGCAGAGCCAAUCCCUGAGACGGAGCUGGCACCAGCGCAAGAAGUGGAGCAGGAACAACUACAGCCCACUGCUGAUGAAGUUUCAACAGCCCUUGAACCUGAGCAACAACCUCAACCACCGACUAAUCCUGAAGAGGAUGGUUCUGCCCAAGUGAAUGCCCCCGACCUCUCCUCAAGUCAGCAGCUAGACGCGAGUGAUGUCCAGCGGGACCCCGAAGUGCCUCAAGAUCUGCACCAAGAGGAACUAGAAGUACCGGAACAUCCAGUUGAGGAGGCCGCUGAAACGACUCCGGAGAAUAUCGACGUAUCGAAGGAGCAAGUUGUCGAACCACCAGAGCCGACCCCAGUGACAGCACCACAGACCCCAUUGUUCUCGACGGACCCAACCACGGCUUCCGUAGAGACUCCAUUCGCUACAGAGACUCAAAUCGCCGAGUCUGCAUCUCCCACAAAGACCGACGCACCAGAGAUUGAGUCACACGCAGCCCCCGUAUCUGACCCCUCCUCUGAGGCAGUUGAGGCAGCACCUACUUCCCCCGCCCGCCAAACUACCCCACCUGUGUCCAAGCCGGCUUCUCCUGUGCCAAAGCACGCCUGUCCCACACCUAGGGCUGUUUCGCCUGUGCCUAGGGACGCUGCACCUACACCCAAGGCCGCUUCUCCAGCUCCUAAGCCUGCUUCACCUGUACCUCAGGCUGCCCCACCUAUGGCUGAAACUGUUUUGUCGAUGCAGGAAGCCGAGCUUCCUGCGGAAGUCAUCCCACCCGCACCAACACCCCCACCGGUCGCUUCUGUAUAUCAAGAACCUCCGGCCAUGCUACAGAAUCCUCCACCAGCCCAGAAGAUGGCCUCUCCUGUAUCAAAGGCAGCAUCGCCAUUCCAGAAGGUCGCUUCCCCUGUCCAGAAAUCCGCAUCGCCAAAAGUUACCAGCCCCCUCGCCCGCCACGCUUAUAUGUCACCGAUGAUAUCCCCGCACGCUACGCCACACGCUACGCCGCCAGUACAGCCGGCAAUGGCUCCUAUGCCCCCUAUGCCUCCUCCGAGUACUGCUCCCAGCGUAGCUAGCUAUGCUACAGCUUAUUCCCCCGUCAUGACCGCUGCUGGGUUUAUGCCCCAGUAUGCCUUCUACCCCCCGGGCAUGCAACCCACCCCCCGGGGCUCUAUGGAGCCCAGCACCGCGACAGCCUUCCAGCAUUUGCGCGAUCUGACUUAUGCCAACGGGAAUGGAUUCUUCGCCCCUCAGAACGGACAUCACAAUGGGCAUAACGGUCACCACAAGGGAAUGAUGUCGCCUCCUGAGCACCCUGUUGAAGAACCAAUUGAACUUCUGCAGAGAAUUCAAGAUGCCAUCCCAGACAUCAACCGCUUGUUGAGCAGUUACAGGAAUACGAAGAGCAAGCUGCAAGCCCGCGAAGCUGAGUUUCAACAAAUGAAGACCCAGCAUGAGCAGGAUUUGAUGCACAAGGACUUCUACAUUGAAGCUCUUCAGACGCAAAUGAGGAAAACUGCCAAUGAGGCGGCGGAAGAGUCCACCAAACUCAAAAACACGAUCAACGAGCUCCGCAUGGAACUUGGAAAUCUUGACGAGAAGCGGAAGGACCUCGAGGAGAAGCUGGAGGACUCCGAGAAGUCGAACGAGGAGCUGACACAGAACAAACAUGACCUCGAAGAGGAAGUCAGGACACUUAACACCAACAUGAAAGAUGCCCAAGAGGCUCAUGAGAAGGAAUGUGAGAGGCGCGAACAAGAGAAGGUGGACGCUCUUGAGACUCAGAAACGGGAAAUGACCGAAUCCUUCGAAGAGAUCAAGGCCGAAGAUGAAAAAGCAGCAGCGGAAGCUUUGGCUGCUCGCGAGAAAGAGUUGCUUGACCAGCAAGAAGCAAUGAAGAAUGAUUAUGAAGAUCAGAAGCGACAGAUGCAAGAAGCACACGACACAUUGCAGUCGAACUUCGAUGACAAGGUGAACGAAUUAGAGUCCACCAAGACCGAUCUCGAGAACAAGCACAAGGAACUCGAGGAGACUCGUGUGCAACAUGCCAAUGAAAUUGAACUCCUCAACAACACCCAUGCGGACCAUGUGGCCGACAUGGAGAGGCGCUGGGCCGAUGAGAGGGGCGAAUUGGAGCAGCGCAUCACGGACAAGUGCGAUGAACUCUCCCACUGUGAGCGCGAAAAGCAGAAGGUGGAAGAGGAUAAUGUUGUCAAGGAGCAACAACUACAGGCAGCAUCUGACGGCAUGCGCCUCACCAUUGAUAAUUUGGGCAAAGACUGCGAUAGGUUGAGAAAGACCCUUCACAGCCUUGGAGAAGCCACUGACCUCAAGAGCACGAAGGGUGAUCCAUUCUUGUAAGUGUGACCUAGUGCAUUGAGAAUGUGUUUUAGUACUUGACUGUCUUUCAAAAAUUUCCUUUUGUCAUCUUAAUCUUCCAGACUGUCUUCUGUGAUACUCUUUUUUUUACCGUUCUGGCCAGAAUUGUGCCACGUUCAUUUGUUUUCUUUUGUCCUUUUCGAUUUUCCCUAUAGAAUUAUGAUCACGAUGGUGACGAAGAUUAUGAGAUGUCAAUAAUGCUAUCAAUUGUACCUGCUCUGAUAAGAAUUCUAUAAUCUAGUUUGGACUGCUUCGGCCAGC
Messenger RNA from Aspergillus caelatus, 3620 nucleotides. RefSeq lists its product as uncharacterized. The record is from RefSeq and is a predicted model, not a curated record. The coding region runs from base 141 to 3341 and encodes 1066 amino acids. Lineage: Eukaryota; Fungi; Ascomycota; Eurotiomycetes; Eurotiales; Aspergillaceae. The transcript has a single exon.